AUGGAGUCCAUACAGCGAGACAUCCUGCCAUCGACCGAGAUCAUCCCACUCGCCUUGCCCAAAGGAACCGAGAAGUUAUGUGAAUUGUGUCAAAAACGAGCGUACUUGCAGUGCGCCAGGUGUCGAGUCACCUUUUACUGUGAUGCGGAACACCAGCAAUCCGACUGGAUAGGCAUCCACAAGAGGAUUUGCCAGUUGCUCAUUCCGAUCCGCACCCCAUCGCUCUUUAGUAUGCAGCGGGCUGGUCGCAUUGAAAACCUACUUAAAACGAAAGAGUUGAUUGAGAUUUGUAGGUUGGUGGCAGAAAGUAAGCUCUCAGAGGGGAAGCAUCAGGAAGCUGUACCUGCCGCUCAAGCCUGCCUGCGCUGUUCCGUAGAUGUGUAUGGACCCAACACAGUCCAGCUCGUACCGGCUUACCUACUCCUGGCUGAUGCCAACAUGGGCAUGGGCAAUGUGGCCCUGGUGGCAGAACUCCUGUCUCAAGCAGAAUGGGCAGUGUUGAAGAGUCCAGAGUGUGGCUACGCAGUCCACCAUCGACUGCACAGGAGCAUGGGCUGCCUCCACACAGCAACAGGAAACUUUGAAACAGCUCUAUUUCACUUUGCAAACGACAUCUAUUUUGCCAGUGAGGAGUAUGGUCUCGAUAGCACUGUGACAUGUGGAGGUUACUUCCUUAUGGCUGAUGUGUUUGUCAAACAGGGGGAGCCCUCUAUUGUUCAUUCCUUGUACAAAGAGGUGGCCGAAACUUGGCACUCCCAUCUGGCCAAACUCCUACAGAGUCACAUCCAAAAUAUGCAGAAGAACCCUGACACACCAGAGCCAACCUUAGAUCAAGGUCAGCAAGUUGAAGUAGACAAGAUACUCAGGACCAUUUUAGAUUUCGAGCAGGACGAUGCCCGGAAGGAACCUGCUCAGAUGGCUUUGGUGGCCCACUCACUGGCCAUGCUCGCCUUCCUGGGCGGAGAUGUCAGCAAGGCAUUGGGAUUUGGCCACAUGGCGCUGGAAGCGAGCCAGCUCAUACCAAACCAUGACCUGACGGAGCCCAUCCAGUCUCUCCUUCAACGGCUGAGUUAA
This is a messenger RNA of Nerophis lumbriciformis (worm pipefish), 1074 nucleotides long. The record is from RefSeq and is a predicted model, not a curated record. NCBI's taxonomy places the organism in Eukaryota, Metazoa, Chordata, Actinopteri, Syngnathiformes, Syngnathidae.